AUGACUACCACUAUAACUGUUUUUAAUUCUGAGCCUCGAUCCACGCAGCGACCUCAACUCAGCUCCGGGGACAGUGGGGAGCAAUCUGGGGAACCCGACUUCUCCGCAUCGGCGUCCCAGUCCUACCCGAACCCCCAGCACACGCCCCGCGCGGAUUCGCGGCGCGGGGACCCCCGGAGGGCCAGCGUCACACUCCAGCUUCCCCAGCAGCUCGAACGACGCACCGCACCCACCGGAAGUACUUCCCUGAGCGGAAGCUUCUCUGCGCGAUAUAGCGGAAGUGUCUUCUCUUCCGGCCUCUUUGGUCUCGGCGGCAGAAGCAAGAUGACGAAGGGGACGUCAUCGUUCGGCAAGCGCCGCAACAAGACGCACACGCUGUGCCGCCGCUGCGGCUCGAAGGCCUACCACCUGCAGAAGUCCACCUGCGGCAAGUGCGGCUACCCCGCCAAGCGCAAGAGGAAGUAUAACUGGAGUGCCAAGGCUAAACGACGAAACACUACCGGGACCGGUCGCAUGAGGCACCUGAAAAUUGUGUACCGCAGAUUCAGGCAUGGAUUCCGUGAAGGAACAACACCUAAACCCAAGAGGGCAGCUGUUGCCGCAUCCAGUUCAUCUUAAGGAUUUGGAUGAUUAGUCGCGCAAUAAAUCUCGGUUUUAAAAAAUA
Eptesicus fuscus (big brown bat) is the source of this 664-nucleotide messenger RNA. RefSeq names its product ribosomal protein L37 (gene RPL37). Gene Ontology annotation, cellular component: ribosome; cytosolic large ribosomal subunit. Gene Ontology annotation, biological process: translation. The record is from RefSeq and is a predicted model, not a curated record. The transcript is spliced from 6 exons. Bases 1 to 618 code for a protein of 205 amino acids. Lineage: Eukaryota; Metazoa; Chordata; Mammalia; Chiroptera; Vespertilionidae. Gene Ontology annotation, molecular function: RNA binding; structural constituent of ribosome.